AUGCACGCGAUCUCUCAAACACACUCUCACGCGCUCCCUCACAGGCUCUCUCACGUGCUCUCACGCUCUCUCUCACGUGCUCUCUCACGCGCUCUCUCGCUCGCACUCUCAUGCGCCCUCUCACGCGCUCUCUCACGCGCACUCACGCACUCUCUCACACGCUCUCUCACACAAUCUCUCACUCACACGCAUUCCCUCGCGCUCCCUCUCGCGCACUCUAAUGUGCAUUCUCUCUCAUGCGCUCUCUCUCACACACUCUCAUGCACUCUCACGCGCUUCUUUGAUGCAAUCUCUCACACGCUCUCUCACGCGCUCUCUCACGCGCUCUCUCACGCGCUCUCUCAGACGCUCUCUCACGCGUUCUCUCACGUGCUCUCACACGUGCUCCCUCACGCGCUCUCUCACGCACGCGAUCUCUCACGCACACUCUCACGCGCUCCCUCACGCUCUCUCUCACGUGCUCUCUCACGUGCUCUCUCACCCGCUCUUACAUGCACUCGCAUGCGCUCCCUCACGCGCUCUGUGACGCGCUCUCUCACACGCUCGCGCUCUCUCGCUCGCGCUCUCUCACGCGCACUCUCACGCGCACUCUCACGCGCACUCUCACGCGCACUCUCACGCGCUCUCUCACGCGCUCUCCCACGUGCUCUCUCACGCGCUCUCUCACGCGCUCUCUCACGCGCACUCUCACGCGCUCUCUCACGCGCUCUCUCAUGUACUCUCAUGUGCUCUCACACGCUCUCUCACGCGCUCUCUCACGCGCUCUCUCACGUGCUCUCACGCUCUCUCUCAUGCGCUCCCUCCUCUCACGUGCACUCUCAUGCGCUCUCUCACACGCUCUCUCACACGCUCUCUCAUGCAAUCUCUCAUGCAAUCUCUCACGGGCUCUCACGCAUUCCCCCGCGCUCCCUCUCGUGCACUCUCUUGUGCAUUCUCUCUCAUGCGCUCUCUGACGCACACUCUCUCGCACACUCUCACGCACUCUCACGUGCUCUCACACGUGCUUUCUCACGCGCUCUCUCACGCACGCACUCUCUCACGCACACUCUCACGCGUUCUCUCACGGGCUCUCUCAUGUGCUCUCACGCUCUCUCUCACGUGCUCUCUCACCCGCUCUUUUACACGCUCUCGCAUGCGCACUCGCAUGCGCACUCUCACGCGCUCUCUCACGCGCUCUCUCACGCGCUCUCUCACGCGCGCGCGCUCUCUCACGCAACUCUCACGCGCACGCUCACGCGCACGCUCACGCGCUCUCUCACGCGCUCUCUCACGCGCUCUCUCACGCGCUCUCUCAGACGCUCUCUCACGCGUUCUCUCACGUGCUCUCACAUGUGCUCCCUCACGCGCUCUCUCACGCACGCGAUCUCUCACGCACACUCUCACGCGCUUCCUCACGCUCUCUCUCACGUGCUCUCUCACCCGCUCUUACACGCACUCGCAUGCGCUCCCUCACGCGCUCUCUGA
This is a messenger RNA of Closterium sp. Yama58-4, 1464 nucleotides long. Lineage: Eukaryota; Viridiplantae; Streptophyta; Zygnematophyceae; Desmidiales; Closteriaceae. The record is from the annotation of a GenBank genome assembly.